Phytomonas sp. EM1 is the source of this 1227-nucleotide messenger RNA. NCBI's taxonomy places the organism in Eukaryota, Euglenozoa, Kinetoplastea, Trypanosomatida, Trypanosomatidae. The record is from the annotation of a GenBank genome assembly.
AUGCCCGCUAAUCAGCAUCUCAUUUCCGUUGCCCCAGAAGGCUCUGGUUCCUGGCUUCCUCAGGAGCAGGGUUUCGAUACCUUGUUGGUUCACGCUGGUACCCAGCCUGAUCCUGUUACUGGUGCGAUCCUAACACCUAUUUAUCAGACUACCACGUUUGUGCAAGAGUCUAUUGAAAAAUACUGCACCCGUGGUUACAGUUACACUCGUACGAGCAACCCCACCCUCAAGGUGCUGGAGGAGCGCCUUUGCGCGUUGGAAAAUGCGAACUUCUGCACGCUCUAUGCCACUGGUAUGGCAGCGACCACUACUGCUAUUUCAUCUUUCAUGAACUCGGGUGAUCACUGCAUCGUAACGAACUGCAGCUACGGUGGCACCAACCGCUGCUGCCGUCUCUUUUUCACCCGCCUUGGGAUGGAGUUCACCUUUGUUGACAUGAGAGACGUCAAGAACGUCGAGGCCGCGAUCCGCCCGAACACGAAGCUUGUGAUCAGCGAGACCCCUGCGAACCCGACGCUCACGCUGAUCGACAUCGCCGAGCUGUCGAAGCUGUGCAAGGCGCGAAACCUCAUCCACAUGUGCGACAGCACCUUCGCGACACCGCUUAUCAUGCGCCCGCUUGAUCUUGGCGCGGAUGUCGUCUUUAUGAGCACGACCAAGUUCGUGGACGGGCACGACAUGACCCUCGGGGGCGCCCUCCUGACCCGGCAAAAGGAGCUUGACGACAAGAUGCGUCUUUCGCAGAACAUCUUGGGUAACGCGAUGUCCCCGAACGUCGCGUUCUUGCAGCUCCAGACCCUCAAAACCCUCGCACUACGGGUGACACGGCAGAGCGAGAACGCGCAACGCGUCGCGGAGUUCCUCUGCACCCACCCGGCGGUGGAGCGGGUGAUGUACCCGGGGCUCCCGAACUUCCCGCAGCGGGAGUUGGCCAUGCGUCAGCACCUCGGCGGCCUCCACGGCGGGAUGCUCUGGUUUGAGGUGAAGGGUGGCAGCGAGGCGGGGCGACGGCUGAUGAACACCGUCCCACGGCCUUGGUCUCUCUGCGAGAAUCUUGGCGCGACGGAGAGCAUCAUCACCUGCCCGUCAGUGAUGACGCACGCGAAUAUGACGUCGGAGGACCGUCUUAAGGUUGGUAUCACCGACGGUUUCGUGCGCGUCAGCUGUGGUAUCGAAGAUGUUAACGACCUUAUCUCCGCCCUCAAGUCGGCAUUGGAUGCCCUCUGA